Messenger RNA from Dicrocoelium dendriticum, 899 nucleotides. The record is from the annotation of a GenBank genome assembly. NCBI's taxonomy places the organism in Eukaryota, Metazoa, Platyhelminthes, Trematoda, Plagiorchiida, Dicrocoeliidae.
AUGUCGCGCCGCCGCCAUAAGGUGGCGAAGGUAGCUGAAGCUCUGAUUAAUCCAUUCGGUGAAGACGUUGAUGAUUUUGAAAUUGAGUAUUUCAUUGAACGGAACCUAAAUGCCUCAUAUCUGAUAGUCGACCGAGUACAUCGUGACGCCGGUAUGAUAAAUGCAAUGAUGCUCAGAGUUGCUGGUUCCGAUUGGAAAGAGCACACUGACGCAGCCCUGGUGGAAUACGCUCAGGAGAAACGCCAACGAGAUAGACUGGUCGGAUCUCUCGCUAACAUCGAACUUACGAGCAGAAAAGGCAGCCUUGCUUUCUUGCAUGGCGCCAGUUAUGCCAAGAAGCGGGAAUCAAAGCCGCAGGCCAAGUGAACUGAUUAAAGGGGUAUAACAUGACUGUGUUUAGAGAUUUAUCUUUUAGUAUUCUUUCCACGCACACAAACUGUAUAAGAUUAUGUUUAUCACUAGCAAAAGUGUUCUUCAAGGAAAAUGUCGAAUAAACGAACAAUUCUGCUCCCUAUUGAGUUGCUACAAAUUAUCUUGGAGCGCAGGCGCUAUAAUUAUCCUUACCUUACAGUGCAACCAACAAAGGUGGUAUUAUUUACAUGCUACAUGGAAAUUACUUUCAUCUACCUAUGGGUGUGAGAGAGGCUAUGAUCUGUGCAUUUCGAAAGGCGGUCCAAUGCCCUUUCCCGUGUGUGCUCCAGUUCCACAACAUCGGAAAAUUGAACCAGCGAUUUUAUUCUGAGAGAGCACAUGAAUGUUUGCUAAGCCUCAAUGGUUGAUGGUAUACGCAAAAGAUAUGUUGAGAAAAGCAGCCAGUAGAUUCACUGUAAGUCGCACAUCUACAAACUGCUUGAUCUCACCCUGUAACGUGGCUCGAGAACUUGACCCAGAUGGCGCAG